CCCGGACCGCAGAAACAGGUCCUCGGAGUCCUGUCCCUCUGCGGCUCAGGUUCCUUUGAAACAGCAACGGUUGGCAUCUGACGACGGCUGACUCGAGAGAGGAGAGGCGGAACACUGAUGAAGAUGGAGUCCAGAGCAGCAGGUGUUCACCAGCUGCAGAUGAAAGAAGAGGUUUCCCCCGAAAAGCUGGAGCGAAGCAGCAGCCUGUACCUGGAGGGGCAUGAAUCUCUUUUCAUUGAAGAAGAAAAAGACCAAGUAAAAGAGGAGGAAGAAGAUUUCCCAAAGAUCUCCCUCACUAUCGGUAAUGUUAAGAUCCAAGAAGAUGAAGAUGAGAACACGCCUCUGAUCUGCAGCUUGAGUCACCACAUAAAAACAGAAGCUGGAGUAGACGAUUGUUGUGGACCAGAGCCAACUCCUUACUUGGAUACACAUCUCCACUCUGAGCAGCAGAGGUCACCAUUCUCUGAGUCUGACACUGAUGACAGCAGGGACUGCAGAGAGACCAGCACGUCUCAUUCUGCUUCAAAUUCUGUGGAGAAUUCUAAAGUACAUGUGACGGAGAAGAAAAUUGAUGAUGGCCACAAGUCGCUGGGCUGCCCUGGAUGUGGCAGAAAAUGUUCCUCAAAGUCUGGACUGACUCAACACAUGCAGUCCUGCUCUGGAGAAUCUUUGACUUGUUCGUUUUGUGGCAAACACUUUGCUAAUAGGCAGUAUUUGAAGAUACACGUUCGAAUUCACACUGGAGAAAAACCUUUCGCCUGCUCUCUGUGUGGUAAAUGCUUUACACAACGAGGACAGCUGAGGGGCCACAUGAGAAUCCAUGCUGGAGAAAAACCUUUCAUCUGCUCGCAGUGUGAUUAAAGUUUUACACAAAGAGGACAACUAAAGGAUCACAUGAGAAUUCACACUGGGCAAAAACCUUUUGUAUGUUCUCAGUGUGGUAAAAGUUUUACUCAAAGAGGGCAUCUGAAGGAUCACAUAGGAAUUCAUUCUGGAGAAAAACCUUUCCAUUGCUCUCAGUGUGGUAAUUGUUUUACACUUAGAAACCAACUGAAGCGGCACAUGAGAAUUCACACUGGAGAAAAACCUUUCAUCUGCUCAAAGUGUGGCAAAUGUUUUGCCCAGGUAACAAAUCUGAAGGAGCAUGUGAGAAUUCACACUGGUGAGAAGCCCUUUACUUGUUCCCAAUGUGCUAGAUGUUUCACGGUAAGAGGGCAGUUGAAGGUUCACAUGAGAUCUCACACUGGAGAAAAACCUUUCACUUGUGCUCAGUGUGGAAAAUGUUUUGCAUUGCGAGGCAACCUGAAGAAACACAUGAGAACUCAUGCACAUAAGUGAGAGAACUUGACAUGCCACCUAAUGCAGAACAUCUAAGGGCAAUAAUUUUACACCUACACUCCAAACCAUGCAGAGCUGGUACCGGUGUACAGUGACACACAUGCCUUUACACCCAGAGUUGAAAGUGUCAUGGAGGAUUUCAUCACAGCUGUGUAGCUGAUGUGUUAUCAGGGUGGAUCCAAUGAAUGAAAUGAAUGUUGUCAUAUUUAUUCAUUUUCUACGCUACGGCCACUGAGAGCAGCUCUUUUAGCACUGUUGUUCCACAUGAGUGUGACGGAUGGGUUGAUCCUUCUGUGGAAGGCUGCGCAUCUGUGCCAGUGAGGUGGCUCUUCUGGCUCCUUGUCGAGAGUGUCAUGCCGAUGUUCCAGAGACCGACCCAUUUUAUUCAUGUGCAAAUCAAUGUCAACUUUCCUGAAGAUUCUGAACAUCGAUUAAAACGGAGACUGAAUUAUUGCCCACUAAAGUCCUCAUUAAUAUCAAUGAUAUGUUUUCCAUGAAUAUAUCUAAUUAUAAUUAAGAAAAUGUAAUACACAAAACCAGAGAAUGUUUGUGAGCUGCUGGUCAGGGGUCAGUAUUUCUGUAAAUGUUGCUUUGGUAGAUCAGAUCUCCCCACUGGUGGGUCUCUGGGACACUCGUCCUGCUCUCCUGGUUCCAUCCCUGCAGUCAUCUCCACAGAUCCCAGGGACUUAUUAAACCCU
Molecule: messenger RNA, 2036 nt
Organism: Synchiropus splendidus (mandarinfish)
Lineage: Eukaryota; Metazoa; Chordata; Actinopteri; Syngnathiformes; Callionymidae
Product: gastrula zinc finger protein XlCGF7.1-like
Exons: 2
Coding region: 118-861 (247 amino acids)
Biological process (GO): regulation of transcription by RNA polymerase II
Molecular function (GO): DNA-binding transcription factor activity; RNA polymerase II cis-regulatory region sequence-specific DNA binding
Source: RefSeq, a predicted model, not a curated record